Messenger RNA from Caenorhabditis briggsae, 720 nucleotides. NCBI's taxonomy places the organism in Eukaryota, Metazoa, Nematoda, Chromadorea, Rhabditida, Rhabditidae. Gene Ontology annotation, molecular function: acyltransferase activity, transferring groups other than amino-acyl groups. Gene Ontology annotation, biological process: mitotic sister chromatid cohesion. The record is from RefSeq and is a predicted model, not a curated record. The transcript has 3 exons. Bases 1 to 720 code for a protein of 239 amino acids. Gene Ontology annotation, cellular component: NatA complex.
AUGAGCGACCAGGCUGUGGACAAACCGCAAAAUGACACCGCUUCUAAACCCGAAGCAACAGGAAUGAGCAAAAGUGCCAAGAAAAGAGCGAACAAAAAGCAAAAAAAGCUAUCAGAGAGUGAAAAAACAAACACAGAGUCAGAACGGCCAGUCGAGGUCACACAACCAGGAACGGACAAGAAAAAGGACAAAGCUGAAGUGAAGAAGCCAGAGAAGAGCAAUGACGCCGUUGAUAAACUUGUGCCACUGAUUCAAAGGUUCGAUGUGAAUGGUAAGCCGUUGAGGACGAUCGCUGGAAACAUUCCGGUACAUCUUGGAGAAAUCACGCCGCAUAAUAUUCUGCAACUCAAAAAGCUCAACGAAGCCGUUUUCCCCAUCGCCUACAACGACAAAUUCUACGUCGAAGCGCGUACGUGCGGAGACCUUGGCCGCCUCGCUUACUACAACGAUGUCGUCGUGGGGGCCGUCUGCUGUCGUAUCGAUGAUAUCUCGGAUGAGAAGUCGCUGUACUUAAUGACACUGGGAACCCUGGCCGCGUAUCGACAGUACAAAAUCAUGAGUAGAAAGAUAUCAUAUCGAGGAAAAAGUUUUCAGGUGAACAAUGAGAAAGCUGUGUCGUUCUAUGAAAAACAUGGAUUCGUAAAUGAUGGAAUAAUUGAAGACUACUACCGUAUUAGUCCCAGAGAUGCCUAUUUGCUCAUCAAACGUAUCCGCAACUAG